Messenger RNA from Mycena indigotica, 375 nucleotides. RefSeq names its product 60S ribosomal protein. Gene Ontology annotation, biological process: cytoplasmic translation. The coding region runs from base 1 to 375 and encodes 124 amino acids. NCBI's taxonomy places the organism in Eukaryota, Fungi, Basidiomycota, Agaricomycetes, Agaricales, Mycenaceae. Gene Ontology annotation, cellular component: cytosolic large ribosomal subunit; ribosome. The record is from RefSeq and is a predicted model, not a curated record. The transcript has 4 exons. Gene Ontology annotation, molecular function: structural constituent of ribosome.
AUGGCCCCCACCCAAAAGAAAAAGACUGGCGGCAAGCGUUCAGCCCUGAAGGAUGUUGUAACGCGGGAAUAUACAAUCCACCUCCACAAACGUGUACAUGGGCGUAGUUUCAAGAAGAGGGCACCAUGGGCCAUAAAAUCGGUUGUCGACUUCGCUCAAAAAGCGAUGGGAACCACGGAUGUUCGCCUGGACCCAGCACUGAACGCUCAGAUUUGGGCUCGCGGUAUCAAGAGCGUUCCGCAUCGACUUCGGGUGAAACUUGAGCGCAAGCGUAACGACGAGGAGAACGCGAAAGAGAAGCUCUUCACUUAUGCGUCCUAUGUGCCUGUCACGUCCUUUCACGGGCUGCAAACUACUGUAGCCGACACGGAGUAG